Messenger RNA from Halichondria panicea, 1313 nucleotides. RefSeq names its product L-methionine gamma-lyase-like. Gene Ontology annotation, cellular component: cytoplasm. Gene Ontology annotation, biological process: transsulfuration. The record is from RefSeq and is a predicted model, not a curated record. NCBI's taxonomy places the organism in Eukaryota, Metazoa, Porifera, Demospongiae, Suberitida, Halichondriidae. The transcript is spliced from 9 exons. Gene Ontology annotation, molecular function: carbon-sulfur lyase activity; pyridoxal phosphate binding. The coding region runs from base 10 to 1242 and encodes 410 amino acids.
CAUACCAAGAUGGCUAGAGAGAGGUGUAAUCCAGGCUGGAAGCUGUCAGUGGAGACUGAGAUGGUGAGAAGCAACCUGAAGUUUGCUCUCAGAGGGAACCACCCACCCAGACCUCUGGUGCCUCCGAUCUACAACUCGUCUACUUACGAGUUGGAGGAUGUGAGGGAAGGAGAGGAGCUAUCCAACACCUCUUCCAAGAAUGGCUACCUAUAUAGUCGCUGCGGCAACCCUACAGUGGAUGUAGCUGCUGAGACAAUUGCAUGCCUUGAAGGAGCAGAGGGGAGUCUGUUGUUUUCCUCUGGCUGUGCUGCCAUCUCCACCUGUAUGACAACCUUCGCUAAGUGCGGGGAUCACAUGGUUCUGUGUCAGCCAGUGUAUGGAGGAGUGAACGCUACAGUGGACAAGAUCCUGGUGAAGCUGGGACUGGAGGUGACCUACAUCAAGGGUAACAGCCUCGAAGAAUACAAGAAAGCCAUCAAACCAAACACUAAGAUCCUGUAUGGAGAGACCCCUGCCAAUCCCACAAUGUCAAUCCUGGAUGUGGAGGGAUUUGCGGCACUGGGGAAGGCCCACCCCCAACUGGUUACCAUGAUAGAUGCCACCUUUGCCUCUCCCUAUCUCCUUCAGCCACUCAAGUAUGGAGUCGACCUUGUCAUGCACAGCUGUACCAAGUACAUCGGAGGGCACACUGAUUUAUUGGGGGGAGUGAUAUCUUUUGCCAGUAAGGAACAUGGUGAAGCUCUCACUGCCACUCAAAUAUACCUAGGAAACAAUAUGUCGCCGUGGGAUGCGUUCAUCCUGCACAGGAGUGUGAAGACACUGGCUCUGAGGAUGGACAGACACAGUGAGAACGCUCUCAAAGUGGCCCAGUUCCUACAAGAUCACCCAAAGGUGGAGAAGGUGUACUACCCCGGUCUACCCUCACAUCCUGACCACGAGCUAGCCAAGAAACAGAUGAGGAAUUUCUCUGGAAUGCUGAGCUUUGAGCUCAAAGGCAGCAUGGAGAAUGGAGUCACACUCGUCGAGAAUGUGAAGGUGAUAAGCCUGGCGGUGAGUUUGGGAGGGGUGGAGUCUCUUGUCUGUCACCCCGCCUCCACCACCCACUGUGACUCAUACGUCCCCGCAGAGAUGAGGAAGGCAGCUGGUGUCACAGACACUAUGAUCCGUCUCAGUGUGGGUAUUGAGAAUGCAGCUGAUCUCAUUAAAGACUUGGAGCAAGCGUUGGACAAAGUAAAAAUCUGACUAUAAAAAUACACAUUAAAGUUCAAACGAUAGAUUUUGAUGUGUUGUACUACAAAAAUUGUAUAAAUAUA